GGGCAACAGCUAAGGCGAGCGAACUAUCUAUAUCCCGCCCCUUUUCUCGUGUCUAUUCAACUCUCAUUCAAAACAGAACACAGCUGUUGCAGAGCACACCGCUUUUGGCUUUGUAGGAGCCUCUGAAAUUUGUUGGGGUCGAGUUUCCCUACCCGAAAAGAGGAAUUUGGCACCCAUUUCUGUGUGAUUGCAGUGUGAGGAGGACACAGACAAACACACCCACUCUCUGAGCCGUAAAGAGGCAGCCAUACCUCAGCUCUCAAGCACAAUGCCCAUCUGACACACAACUAAGUGCACACACUGAGGAUGAGUAGUGCUGUACUGCACUGACAGACAGAUGGUGUGGGAAUGAUGGACCUCCCCAAUGGCCAAUCAAGCGUCACCACCGCUGCUGCCACUGCCUCGGAGAAGAGCAGCAGCUCAGAGUCUCUCAGUGAGAAGGGUUCUGAGCUGAAGAAGAGUUUUGAUGCUGUCGUCUUCGAUGUCCUGAAGGUUACCCCUGAGGAGUAUGCAGGUCAGAUCACUCUCAUGGAUGCUCCGGUGUUCAAAGCCAUUCAGCCUGAGGAGCUGUCAAGUUGUGGCUGGAACAAGAAGGAGAAGCACAGCUCUGCCCCUAAUGCUGUGGCCUUCACCCGCAGGUUCAACCAGACAACUUUCUGGGUGGUGAGGGAGAUCCUUCAUGCUCAGACCCUGAAGAUCAGAGCUGAGGUACUCAGUCUGUACAUCCGAACUGCCAAGAAACUGUGUGACAUAAACAAUCUGCAUGCCGUGAUGGCUGUGGUGUCGGGCCUACAAAGCGCUCCCAUCUAUAGACUCUCCAAGACGUGGGCGUUGUUGAGUCGGAAGGACAAAGCAACGUUUGAGAGGUUGGAGUACCUCAUGGCCAAAGAAGACAACUACAAGCGUCUGAGAGACUACAUACGCAGCCAGAGCAUGAACUCCUGCAUACCAUACCUGGGUAUGUAUCUGUCUGACCUGACGUAUAUAGACUCAGCGUAUCCCUCUACUGGCAGCAUCCUGGAGAAUGAACAGAGAUCCAACCUCAUGAACAACAUCCUGAGGAUAAUAUCUGACCUGCAACGCUCCUGCACCUACGAUAUACAAGUGUUGCCUCAUGUCCAGAAGUAUCUCAACUCAGUCAUGUACAUCGAGGAGCUACAGAAGUUUGUGGAGGAUGACAACUACAAGUUGUCGUUGAAGAUCGAGCCAGGCUCCAGCACCCCCCGCUCCACUGCCUCUAGAGAGGACCUUAUAGGUUCGGAUGCAUCUGGGUCUCCUCUGUGUGGUCGUAAGGGCCCCAUUGCAGACGGAACCAAAGUCCCUCCCACGCCCCCCUCCCCCCGGAACCUCCUCCCCUACGGACACAGGAAGUGUCACAGCCUGGGCUACAAUUUUAUUCAUAAGAUGAAUACGGUAGAAUUUAAGAGCGCUACGUUCCCCAAUGCUGGUUCUCGUCAUCUAUUGGACGACAGCGUCAUGGAGAGCCACACCCCUACGAGAGGACAGGCCGAGAGCUCAACGCUCUCCAGCGGCAUCUCACUGGGGAGCAGUGAAGGUUCAGAACUCAGUGAAGAGAUGUCCUGGCCAGCCUUUGAGAGGACUCGGUUCUAUCACUCUCUGGGCCCUGUGACCCGCGUGGCCAGAAUCCCCUACAGAGGAGGCCUGAGGCCCAGCAGCUCUGCUGAGUCUGAGGAGUUAGCAGUGCACCUGUACCCUGGAGCCGUCACCGUGCAGGGAGUCCUACGACGCAAAACGGUCUUCAAGGAGGGCAAGAAACCCACAGUGGCGUCUUGGACCAAGUUCUGGGUGGCUCUGUGUGGAACUCAGCUCUACUACUACCAUGCCAAGUCCCUAAAGGCCACAGAGAGAAAGCACUUCAAGUCGUCUAGCAGUAAGAGUGUGUGUGUUGUGGGGUUAAUGGCCAUCAUGUCAGACGACCCUGAACAUCCUGACGUCUUCCUGCUCACAGACUCGGAACGCGGUAACACCUAUAAAUACCAGGCAGGGAACAAAAUGAAUGCCCUUCUGUGGUUCAAACACCUCAGUGCUGCCUGCCAGAGCAACAGACAACAGGUAACACACACACACUCACACACACAUACCCACACCAACCUGCUCUCAUGCCUUUUUCUCUCUCUCUCCAGGUCCCAGCCAAUCUGAUGUCCUUUGAAUGAGUGCUGCUGUAGAGGACGGAGUGGUAGAGCUAAAAUAGAGGAAGAGGGCUAGUGACUCAGCACCAGGAGCUUUCACUGCCAUGACCCCAAAACUAUAACCCCAGCCCCACUGGAGCCCCACCUGCCACCACUGCCUUAACCUAAGGAGCCGUGUGUGUGUGUGUUGAAGCAGUGGUUAUUAUGGUGGCAUAGACUACUGAAUGAAGACCUAAACCACUUCUCUCUCGUUCUCUCGCUCUGUUGUUUUUGCCUGUGGAACUAUGGGAUGUCUCUCCUCUCCUCUUUCUUGGAUGCUUCUUAAGGAAGGAUGGGUGGACAUGAUUUAUCCUUGGUUUCCCUCACUCCCUCUCUUCUUGACAUACUGUGCUCUGGUGGAAGAUGGACUCUGCCCUUUCUAGGGCUGGACUCACACACACACAAUACUGGACUAACCCAAUGGAAUGGGAUUUCAAACACACUCCUUUAUCACACUUUGGUUCACAAACUCCCUCACACACAAGACUCCAAUGGCCUCUUCACACUUGAGUUGGGCUCACAAAACGGACACUUUUUACACACAUUCACUCCCCCCUUCUGAGAGUGUGUGUGAUUGGCCUGUGUGAUUGCAGCAUUGUGAACAUUAAGGGCUUUGAUUCUCAAAUCUAUUCCAGCAUAAACCACUCCCACACACACACACACACACACAUGUCCUGAAUGUAUCCUACUGUUUUAUAUUCCAGAGCCUCUCCUCACCGUGUGUGUGUGGGGGGUGGGGGGGGCACACUAUAUAUAUGGUAAGUCUCAUCACGGGAAUGAUAAACCCAGACUCUAAGCUUUCCUCUAUUCCACCUUUAUGGACCCAGUUAUAUCGCUCUUAUAAACAGGCUUUAUAUGUUGUUCUCUCUGGACCACUGUCUGCUCUGUCCACAUGUUAAAGCUUGAGAUUCACCAGAACACACGCGUGUACACACAAUAACACUAAAGACUUGAAAGCUGUGAAAACGUGAACGAUGAAAUGUUAACCCCAGAAAAAUAAUUGAUCUCCCACUUCCUUUUUUUGUUAUUGCUUGAACAUAAGAGGGAACUACAGGUUCUGACCUGACCUGCUUUACACAUCUGAGUGUUUUAUACACACACACACACACACACACACAGCUAUCGGGAGCCAUUCAGAAUCCAUUUGAAUGAUUAUUUUGUUGGUUAGUGUUUUCUGUUACCUUGGUGUUGUGUUGGACGUAUCCACAGUAUUAUCCUGUAGAUGACUUGCACAUGUCUAGCGUAUUUGAAUUGUCUGUUACAUUUCAUUUCUGGCCUCUUCUCUUUAUUUUGAACAUGUUGUACCUUUUUACUUGUUUUCAAUUUUAUUUGUGUAGUGUUUUUGUUUUCUCACCUAUGAGUUUGUCACAUAGGGUUACGGUACAGAUCUACUGCUCUAUUGCCUAGUUCCAUGUCAUCCUCUUGACCCAUCGCCUGGUCACUACUCAUGGCAUCUUCAAUUAAAGCUAUAGAUAGGUGUAAGCAAGUUGUUGAUGACUCCACCUAACCUUCCAAUUGGUUGAGAGAAGCUUCCUCCAAAUUUCUUACACCUAUCCAGUCCUUUCAGAUCUGUGAACAGUUAAGGAGUACGCGCUAGAGGGAGGGGCUAACAAUUUGAAGUAGACCCAGCCAGAGUGUGUAUGGUUUGGGACAUUGGUUUGGGACUCAACCCUGAGUGUGUGCCAAUAUACCAAACACACAUUUUUAUUCCGAUUUGUGAGAAAAUGUUAGUUAGAACAAAUUAAAUGAAUACGGUGUUGGGAAAUGAUGGUGUGGUCACGUUCUCAUACUACUCUCAGAAAGGACUUACCACUAGUAAAGCGUUAUCUUGCAUCCUCUCCUGACUGUUUCCGUCUCAACCUGACAGUCAGGUUAGGUCCUGACUUGUAACAAUGGAUCUCCCAUCUGUCCAUAUAUUUUGCAUGUCUAUUGUUUACAUAGAGGUCCAGCAAGUUAGCAUCACAUUCCUUACACCUCAAACUGACACUAUGUACUCUAGCAGCAAGAGACUCCAACUCCCAUGGGCCAGUGCGGCAACAGUUGUCUUAUGUCCUGUAGAGGCUAAGCUAAUGGGAGAAGGUAGAACUUAUCCAUAACCAUUGAUACAAGGCCAUAUAUUUAUUCACCCCUAAUGGUUAAGGUUAAGAUUGGGGUUGGUGUAAUCUGAUCCGAGAUCUGUUGUUUAGGGCAACUUCUACAUAUUCCAUUUCAGACUCAUUUCCGAUGUGCUCUGCUCCUCAGCUCCCAGCAGUUAUACCACACACAGCUACAGCUCCAUUAAUAGCAAGACUCCAGCAGGGCUAUGUCAUACACAGACUAGAUGAGGAAGCCAGAGAAAGAAAGGAAUGAGAGGGGUAGUAUGAGUAUGAGUGUGUAAAAAUUAUUUUUGUUUACCUGCUAGAAAGCAUUAGACGGACAGAGCCUCGUGGCUGCCAUUUCUUCACUGUUGAGCAGUGGGUAAAUCUGUAUAGAAUGUGGUAUAGCAUAUUCUGUGUGGAGUGCGAUUGAACAAGGAAGGAUAUAGUAGAAAUAGAGGGGUGAAUGGAACUCUGAUGCAACAGGAGCUGUACAGAGAAGCCGACAGACUGACGCUCCCCACAGAAGACCAGCAGAGGAGAAAGUAGUCUUUCUCUCUGUUCUCCUUUUAUCCCUCUCACGGGCCUCUCCUGCACAUCUCUCUCCCUUGGACAUAGAGGGCUUCAAUGCAGGCUGAAGAGAGGCAGAUUAAAUGGCAGACAGGAAUGCUCCCGUGUAGUGUCACAGUGCUGACGUGAGGGAUGUGGAUGCCUAUAGGGAAAGGGUUAGGAGUGAGUUUUUACAAUCUGUUAUGGUGGGCUUUUUGUUUGAGAAAUAUCAAUGUCAAAAUGGUUUCCACAGUUUGUGUCCAUGUACAAAUACACAACCAGCUGUGUAUUAUUUUACUGUCAAGAGUAAAGUUUUGUCUGCAGUGUUCAUUUUUUUUUUUUUGAAAUUCUUUAACAGUUCAGCUGAGAUGACUGGGUGGUGUGUGGUUAACAUGAGAGGGGCGUGUAGUGGUGUUUUUGUGUGCUUUAGGGGUGGAGAAUUUGCCCGCAGCUCAAGGGUCAACUUAAUUCCCUUUAAAUCCAAACUUUAACCAUUAGGGGAAAAUGUCAAACUGACCUGAUCAGUUUCUAGAAGAUACAUCUAUGUGCUCUAUAUGGCUCAGUUUGAGAGUGAUGUUUAUGAUGUGUUGACGACGUCACUUAGCUUUGUCCAUGUCCCAUGACCUGUGGGGUGUGUCCAUGUGCUAUCCCUCUACCUCCUGUACUCCGACCCCUAGUGAGGACCCACCCAUGUUACGUGACCCGGGUUUGAACUAUGACCUCUGAAUUGAGUGACGUGACCUGAGUCUCAGCCAGAUAACCAAUAAACACACUGCCCUUUUUAUACUCUGCCCCUCGGUUCACUUUCAUUUAUAUAAACAUGGUUUCAGCUAAAUGUGGUGUAUGUGUGCCGGACCAGGAGUGUCUACUUACCACAACCUGUUAAAUGUCCUGGACAGGGCAUGUGGUUAGGAAAAAUGUGUAUGUGUGUGCUUAAACUAGUGUUAAUACACUUUAGGUAUGGAUUGAUGUGUAAUCUUUCCUACUGAAAUAAAAACCUACUUGAAUUGUUGAA
Oncorhynchus nerka (sockeye salmon) is the source of this 5828-nucleotide messenger RNA. RefSeq names its product ras-specific guanine nucleotide-releasing factor RalGPS2-like. Gene Ontology annotation, cellular component: plasma membrane. The transcript is spliced from 19 exons. Gene Ontology annotation, biological process: positive regulation of GTPase activity; Ras protein signal transduction. The record is from RefSeq and is a predicted model, not a curated record. Bases 349 to 2160 code for a protein of 603 amino acids. Lineage: Eukaryota; Metazoa; Chordata; Actinopteri; Salmoniformes; Salmonidae. Gene Ontology annotation, molecular function: guanyl-nucleotide exchange factor activity.